Melanotaenia boesemani (Boeseman's rainbowfish) is the source of this 2401-nucleotide messenger RNA. It is a transcript of the gene zwilch, whose product is annotated as zwilch kinetochore protein. The record is from RefSeq and is a predicted model, not a curated record. The transcript has 18 exons. Bases 158 to 1894 code for a protein of 578 amino acids. Gene Ontology annotation, cellular component: RZZ complex. Gene Ontology annotation, biological process: protein localization to kinetochore; mitotic spindle assembly checkpoint signaling. NCBI's taxonomy places the organism in Eukaryota, Metazoa, Chordata, Actinopteri, Atheriniformes, Melanotaeniidae.
CUCAUGUCGUCACCGUCUGUGUGAGCGCGGGACUGUCAAAACAUAACAGGAGAGUAAAUUUUAAUCCAUCCUUCAAAGUUAUUUCAGUCUGCAUAUUUUGCACUAUUUUAUCUACACACUUUGCGCUGUACCCGACUGGCCUACAUCUAUAUUUGCCAUGGGCUCAAAGUUGAUAUCGAGUGCAAGGGAGUUUACCACUAUUCUUCGAUCUCUACAAGAUGAGGAAAGCAGGGAUUUAUGCACAUAUAGGGAAAACAUCCAAAUCUUAAAGAUGAAUGGAGCCAAAUUCACAGCGGUGAAUAUGUAUUCUAGCUGCCAGACGAUUUUCAUCUGUGAAAAAGCUGUUCCAAAAAUAAGUGAACCAGCUGAUCAGUCAGUGUCUGACACAUCCAACUGUUCGGCCGAUGAGGCUGAUAAUAGUGCUGAUAUUCUGCAAACAGAACUGGGACCACAGCCACUAACAGUCACAAAAGCAAGGGAAUUGCUGUCUUUAUAUACAUUAUCUCAAAAUGCUGGUGUGUCAGAGGUGGACAACAGCUCAGUUUUACACCCUCUGUGGGUACGAUGUGACAUGUCUGACCCAGCUGGAACAACUUGGUUUGGAGCUGAACCAGUGUGCGCAAGCAAUAAAAUAAUUGGUGUCAAAUUGUACUCUAUUACCUGUAAAGGUUCAACUGUAGACAAAAGGUCUCUCAUAACCUUAGAGGAACUAAAACAAGAGCAUAAGAAAAGGCACCACCCAUCCUCGAUGGGGAUUAAAUGCAGUGCUAGGUUCAACUUGUUUGGCUCCACUGUUGUUGAAAACACCACCAUCGAGUCAAAGAGCAGUGUGUCGGUUGAUUUCAAGUGGAAUCACGUGGAGAGUGUCCUUGAGAUACCACCUCUGUCUUCCACAGCAAUGCUUAAUAUCAAAGUUGCCAGUGGAGACAGGAGAAGUCCAAUGUUUAAGAUGUACAGGGAGAUAGAGUUUCUUCAGACUCUUGCUGAUGGUUUGAGAACUGGUGAGACUGAGUGGAUAGAACCGCUGGAAAGCACAUCAGCUGUAAAUCUGACGAAGACCUACCUUGAAGAACUUCAAAGCACGACAAAAACAACUGAGACACCGAAAAUGAAACCUGAGACAGAAACUCCCAUUUUCAACCUUUUCUUGGAAAGAGGUGAUUUGGAUUUUGUGGAACAGCUGUGGGUUCGGAUGAGAAAAAGCGUGACUUCAUACCAGGACAUUGGAGACUGCCUGAAGAUGGUCAUCGAAGCCCUAAGAUAUGGUGACAUCAAGCCCUGGAUUCACAGAGACAGCAGCAGCUCCCUUAGCAAACUCAUUCUGCAGUCUUACCACCAGCCGAUCGGGCGCGUGUCUCUUACAGGUGUCACCCCCGUAAACAUGCUGCUAGAAAUGGGUCUGGACAAGAUAAGAAAAGACUAUAUCAACUACCUCAUUGGUCAGGAAUUGACAACUCUGAACCACUUGUGUUACUACCUGAGCACUGAGGUGGAUCUGCAGGAGCAAGUGAUCCGACUGAGAAAACUGCACCAUCUGCUGGAAAUCAUUGUGACCUGCAGUACAUUCCUGGGUUUGCCCUACGACCGGCUCUUCCUUCUCACACAAUCGUGUUUGCAGCAUUAUAAAACAUCCCCGUAUGAUGAGGAGCAUGAAUUCAAACUCCAAAUCACACCUGCUCUGAUCAGCCAUUUCUAUCAGAACGAGCAUCCACAGCUGUGGAGGGUUGAGUUAUUCAGUGGCCACGGUCCUCGUGAGGUGAGGUCAACCUUACAGCUCAGCAGCAGACCGUUGGUGGAUCAUGUCAUCUUUGAAACGGAUUACCCAAAGGAGGACAGCGAGGAACCUGCUUUCUUUUCCACUGUGGUAUACUGCAGCCUUGUCAUCUUUGCAUGAAUUUACAAUCCACAACAAUAAAGGGUGUAUAACAGUGAGUGUUGUUAGUUACAUUAGCAAUGAACAAACAUGCCCACUGGACUUAGACUGCUUUAUCUGUCAAAUAUUUCUGUUAGAUGUUUUCAGUGAGCCUUUAUGUUUGUGUUACUUAACUAUUCUUUAUCAACAUAUUAACUACUCAAGAUGAAAGUUAAAAGAAAUGGAAGACAGUUUCUGCUAAACAACUUGGUUUUAUCUCAGUAAAAACACAAAUUACAAUAGAUAUAUGAGAUGUUUAAAGGACAGUACUCCACCGCAGCAUUCUAAUAAGAACUUGUGAUAUGUUGCAGGUGUAUUCACACUGCUUAAGUGUCUGCUUACAAAUUAAAUAUUAUAGUCUAGACCAAUGUUUUUUUCUAACACUGUAUGCACAUCAAAUGAAUAAAGUUGAUAAUCUUUAAAUUCAGUUCAAAAAAUUAUUUAUCUUCACACAUAAUCCAUUAAAUAAAUGAUGCACUUUUGAUGCUU